Neltuma alba is the source of this 1056-nucleotide messenger RNA. RefSeq lists its product as uncharacterized. Gene Ontology annotation, biological process: female meiotic nuclear division; male meiotic nuclear division. Bases 60 to 818 code for a protein of 252 amino acids. The record is from RefSeq and is a predicted model, not a curated record. The transcript is spliced from 5 exons. Lineage: Eukaryota; Viridiplantae; Streptophyta; Magnoliopsida; Fabales; Fabaceae.
UCUUCCAUGAAUGUUCCCUAGGUUGGGAUUAUCAAAACCUUGGAGUUCUCAACACUGAAAUGCCUUUAGUUAUGGCUGAGAAUAAUAUUGCACCAUGUUUCUCACCUCUAGAGUCUGAUUUCUCAUCUGGGUACUUGGAAGACGCUUUAAUUGAGUUUACUUCCAAACGUCGCUGCUUGCUGCCUCAUACAGAUGGACAAAGCAUGAAUGUCGACAUUGAUCUUCAAAAGAACUUUUGGAACUUCGAGCCCAUAUGGCACCAACCAGCAGAGAAUUUCUAUUGCAUAAGCAUGAGCCAGAUAGAAAGCAACGUCAGGGAAUUUUCAGAUGAGCACGUAAGCAUGUCCAUGAGCAGAAUCAAAGAGGAAUCGAACAUUCAAGCAAUGACAAAAGGACAAGAAAAGACAACAUUAUCAACCUAUGAAUCCCCUGAUUCAUCCUCAUCUUCCUACAAAAUCCAAGUUAAAUCCACAACCACGGAUGAGGAGAACCUAGUCUGCACAGACCCCACAACUGCCUCCUCAGCAGGAUGUAGCAGUGAGAAGAGGAGGAAGAGGGUGAUAUCAAGAGUGGUGUAUCCAUUUGCAAUGGUCAAACCAGGAGGGAUCAGGGAAGGGGAAGUGACUUUGAAUGACAUAAAUAAGAGGAUCCUAAUGCCUCCAACGAGGCCAGUGAGGCACCCCGUCGGAGACUUUGCGAGCCGGCCAUGCUUGUCAGCCACCGGGGCAGGCCUUUCAGGCAAAGCAGUGGUGGCCCUCACUAGGAUUCACACUCAGGGAAGAAGAGGCACCAUCACUAUAAUCAGAACCAAGGGUUGAUCACAACAAUUUCAUGCGCCGGAAUUGAAGCAGCUUUUUGGUUCACACACACACACACCGAGACAUCGUGUGUAUGUGUGUUUGUUUGGUUGUUUUUAUUUAGACCUUCCAAGUUUCAAUUGUAUAGAUAUAGAGCAAGUCAGUUAUAAUUAUGUGUGCCUUAAUUAAGUAUUAAAGCCGUUGUGGUGAGAUUUAUAUUUGAGGACCAACAGAAAAAGUUGUCUGGGGUGAAUUGAUG